UCUGCACCAAGUUGCAGAAGUGCUCUUUUCUCUUUUUUUUUUUUUUUGUUUUUUUAACUGCAGAAAGAAACACUUGUCGAGUAGAGACUAGAGAGUGACGCCUUCGCCUUGACGGAGGGUUUUAUUUUUAUUCGGAAGCUUUUUCGGUCUUGGUCGGCAUAGAAGAAGGACAUUGGUGAGGCCUGAGGGAGUGGAAGAAGGGGAUUGACGUGGGAGGAGAAGAACAAGAAGAUCGAUGCGGAAGGAGGAGAUUGUCUGCAAGCCUGCAACCAGCCGCAAUCCGGAAGUUCUUUGGGCACAGCGUUCUGAUAAGAUUUACCUGACCAUAGCUUUGCCAGAUGCGAAAAAUGUGUCAGUGAAAAGUGAGCCCGAGGGGUUAUUUAGUUUCUCUGCCAUGGGUGCACAAGGGGAAUCAUUUGAUCUCAAUCUAGAAUUGUAUGGAACCAUUGUUCCUGAGGGAAGUAAAGUUAAUGUUGGACUAAGAAACAUUCUUUGCUCAAUCCAGAAAGAGCAGAAGGGUUGGUGGAAGAGACUUCUAAAAUCAGAUGAAAAACCUGCACCUUACAUCAAGGUUGAUUGGAACAAGUGGUGUGAUGAGGAUGAUGAAGAGUUGAUCAAGUCCGAUUUUGCUUCUGAUGAUGAUGAUGGUGCUGCGGAAAUUGGUGAAGAUGAAAGCAGUGAUGAUGAAGGAAUGCUUUAUCUUCCUGACCUGGAGAAAGCCAGAGGAAAGUAAAGAUGACCUAGAACCAAGCAAUAGACAAGACUCAGGAUUUUUGCUUACAGAGAGAGUUGAAGACUCGGGUUUUUUGCUUUUCUUUUGCGUAAAUCUUGUAAUGGUGUUCAGGCAAACUAACAAUGAUCUAGAACCAAGCAAUAGACAAGAUCUGGUCUUAACAGAUACGACCUUUUUGGCGUUAUCUUCGUGGCCUGAAACAGAAACUUGAAAUGGUGUAAAUGAUCAGCAAUGGCAGGCUUUUGUACAUCCAAAACUUAUUUCUUGUUUUCCAGAAGCAUAGAAAUAUAGAACUAUCUUUCGUCCCAGAUGUUAGGCUUUA
Nelumbo nucifera (sacred lotus) is the source of this 1055-nucleotide messenger RNA. Its product is annotated as HSP20-like chaperones superfamily protein. Gene Ontology annotation, molecular function: Hsp90 protein binding; protein-folding chaperone binding. Gene Ontology annotation, cellular component: cytosol; nucleus. Lineage: Eukaryota; Viridiplantae; Streptophyta; Magnoliopsida; Proteales; Nelumbonaceae. The record is from RefSeq and is a predicted model, not a curated record. Gene Ontology annotation, biological process: protein folding; chaperone-mediated protein complex assembly.